Molecule: messenger RNA, 1164 nt
Organism: Mycena indigotica
Lineage: Eukaryota; Fungi; Basidiomycota; Agaricomycetes; Agaricales; Mycenaceae
Product: Amidohydro-rel domain-containing protein
Exons: 5
Coding region: 1-1164 (387 amino acids)
Source: RefSeq, a predicted model, not a curated record
AUGUCGACGCCGCAGACUUCGAGCUUCAUUCUAAUAGAUGACCGAGACAACAAUGUGGCCUAUAGCGGAAAUUGGGUAGUUGGAGGAACUUCUCAUGAGUACGAUAGGACAGUCUCUUCCUCGUUAAAUGUUGGCGACUCCUUCACCGUCAGCUUCGCUGGAACGCGCAUAUCGGUCUUUGGUACCUACGACAGCAGUUCUAAUGGUGUAAAGACACUGUACUCGAUCGACGGAGGAGCUGCAGCUACCGCGACUUCCAAGUCCUCUAGCGGUGACUCAUACCAACAACUCUUCUGGGCGUCGGAUGCUCUCUCUAAUGGUCCACACAAACUCAAGGUCACAAUGGGAUCGGUUAACGGGGGUCUUCCGGACGGAGAAGGCACUAUUUGGUUCGACUAUUUCAACGUCUCUCAGAGCUUGGUUGCCGUUUCGAGUACUGGACCCUCUUUGACACCUUCCCCGAGCAACACCAAUCAAAAGCCCGACGCUGCUUCUACAGCCUCGUCGAGUUCUUCAUCUGGCACGGGAGUGCCUGCUGUGGUGACAUCCAAGAAAUCGAGUAAUGGCGGUCUUAUUGGUGGAAUCAUUGCGGCUGUCCUCAUCAUCCUACUCCUCGUGGCUGGAUUUUUCUACUGGCGUCGACGCCGCCAGCGGAGAGAUGUGUAUCUUCCUGCCCCGAGCACAAUGCACACUCCCACUGGUCCUCCCCAAAUGCAACCCUUCCUUCAAACCCGACCGACAACUCCGAUGAGCUCUGUAGCUGGAUCCGUUGCUGCUCUUUCCGCCCACGCGGCAAAACCUGGGUUUGACGCACGGCUUACCCACGCAGCGCCAUCUGUGCAACCAACUUACGACCCGUACUCUGAAAUUGGUGCUUCCAUGUUCCAAUCCCCCUUAAACGCCCCCACUUCAUACGCGCCUUCGACAACCGCUCCCUCGGUCACAUCCACUGGCCUUAGCGGCCCACUCUCUGUUGUUAAUGGAACGACAGUCGACGGUGAUUCUGUUGCAGAGCUCAAGCGCAGGCAGAAACAGGUGGUCGACUCAUAUGAACAAGGAAUUGGUUCUAGCUACCAAGCACCCCUCCAGCAUACUGACAGUGGUCUGCGUGGAGAUGCGUUAGCUGGUCCUGCAGAACUUCCACCCGUCUACACUGCCAACUAA